Dromaius novaehollandiae (emu) is the source of this 8146-nucleotide messenger RNA. RefSeq names its product aldehyde dehydrogenase 8 family member A1 (gene ALDH8A1). The record is from RefSeq and is a predicted model, not a curated record. Gene Ontology annotation, biological process: retinoic acid metabolic process. Gene Ontology annotation, molecular function: retinal dehydrogenase (NAD+) activity. The transcript has 7 exons. Lineage: Eukaryota; Metazoa; Chordata; Aves; Casuariiformes; Dromaiidae. Bases 161 to 1702 code for a protein of 513 amino acids.
UGCUGGGGUUUCUUCCCACUUUUGAGUGAGUGACGCAGAGAAGACGAGAGAGAGAGAGAGGGAGGAGUUCAAACUAGCAGUGCAAACACAUACAAAACUACUAAUCUUAAACUGACGCCUCUUAGGAAAAAAUAAUCAUAGAUAAAGCAAGCUGCUAACAAUGUCUUCCUCAAAGACUCUUUUAGUGCUGGAAAACUUUAUAGCUGGCAAAUUUGUUCCUUGUUCCUCCUACAUAGACUCCUAUAAUCCAUCAACAGGAGAUGUCUACUGCAGGGUGCCGGACAGUGGCAAAGAAGAAGUGAGUACUAUCCAAAUGUACAAAAAGGUGGAAGCUGCUGUCAGAGCUGCCAAAGAUGCGUUCCCAAUUUGGUCCUCAAAAAGUCCAUUGGAAAGAUCUCAGAUCCUCAACAAACUGGCAGACCUGAUAGAACAUGAUCUGGAAGUGUUUGCACAAGCAGAGUCAAAGGAUCAGGGCAAAACUAUUACUUUUGCUAGGACAGUGGACAUCCCUCGGGCAGUGUACAACUUCCGGUUUUUUGCCUCUUCCAUCCUUCAUCACACGACAGAGUGCACUGAGAUGGCAGCCAUGGGUUAUCUGCAUUACACUUCAAGAACACCUGUGGGAAUUGCUGGUUUAAUCAGUCCUUGGAAUUUGCCACUAUACUUGUUGACCUGGAAAAUAGCUCCUGCCAUUGCAUGUGGAAAUACUGUAGUUGCCAAGCCAAGUGAGAUGACAUCUGUCACAGCUUGGAUGCUGUGUAAGCUCUUUGAAAAAGCAGGAAUAUCCCAUGGGGUGGUGAACAUGGUGUUUGGUACGGGCUCCAAGGCGGGAGAAGCUAUUGUCUGCCAUCCCGAUGUGCCGCUGAUCUCCUUCACGGGAAGCACACUCACAGCCCAGCGUAUCACAGAGAAAAGUGCUCCUCACUGCAAAAAGCUUUCCCUGGAACUGGGAGGCAAGAAUCCUGCCCUCGUCUUUGAUGAUGCUGACUUGAACCAAUGCAUCCCUGCCACCGUAAGGUCCAGCUUUGCCAACCAGGGUGAGAUCUGUCUCUGCACUUCCAGGAUCUUUGUUCAGAAGGGCAUAUAUAAUGAGUUUUUGAAGAGGUUUGUAGAAGAGACUAAGAAGUGGAAGGUUGGAAGCCCUUCAGAUCCUACUGUCGACAUGGGAGCACUAAUAAGUAAAGAGCAUCUAGAAAAGGUGACGUUACAUGGAGUUCAGCUGACCUCAUCAUUUAGAGGGCUACAAAAGGUAAGGAACUAUGUGAAGAAAGCCCAGGCCGAAGGAGCCAGGAUCCUCUGUGGAGAGGGAGUGGAUUCCUUGGCUCUCUCAGCUGGCAACCAGAAAGGAUAUUUCAUGCUGCCCACAGUUAUCACAGAAAUCAAGGAUGAAUCUUGCUGCAUGCAAGAAGAGAUCUUUGGUCCUGUAACAUGUGUGGUAGCAUUUGAUACAGAAGAGGAAGCGAUUGAAAGAGCCAACGGUGUCAAAUAUGGCUUGGCAGCCACUGUAUGGUCCAGCAAUGUGAGUCGCGUUCAUCGGGUGGCACAAAGACUACAGUCUGGAUUGGUGUGGACCAACUGCUGGCUUGUUAGAGACCUGAACUUGCCAUUUGGUGGGAUGAAAGCCUCAGGUGUGGGAAGGGAAGGAGCAAAGGAUUCCUAUGAGUUCUUCACUGAGAUCAAAACUAUCACAAUAAAGCACUGACACCUGUCAAUGGAACUGAUUUAGGGUGAAAUAAGUGACAGUUAUUUGUGUUACCAUGAAUGUCUUUCUGGAAUACAGACUACUAUUGUGGCCAGCUUUUUCUUAAACUCUGGUCAGGUGAUAUCAAUGAUAGCUGAAAACAGUCACCCCAGAUGAUAAUGUUGAAUGUAGCCUUUCGUGUGAGACAGGAAGUUCAGUGUGGACUCCACAGCCAACCCAUCCCAAACCAGAUGAGUUGGUUAUCUCACAGAUCCUAAUGUUUUUUCAAUAAUCCUAUCUCAAGAAUCUUUCCCUCGAAGGCAGGCUGGAGACAGGAUGAUAUACAACUGUAUAUGUGGUUGGUGAAUUAUGAGGGACAAAGAGGCAAGUACAUUGUGAGGUAGAUAUUGUAAUGGGAAUCAGCCCAUUUCCACUUUAAAUAGUAUGUUCCAUGUACUAAUCCAUUUUACACUUCACUGAUGUCAGACAAGGACUAAUGCUAUAGCCUCCUAAAUGCCUGAAGCAGUAUCUUUAAUCUAUCAUGUUGUAUAAAGCUAUAGGGUCAUGAAAUUCUCAUGACGUACAGAGACAAUAAAUAUUUUAAUUAUAACCUGCUUUAUGGUAUAUAGCUGAAUCAUCACGAGACUUGUUCUUUAAUUAUUUUGAAAUUACAACCUUUUGUCACUUCUAUGCCUCAAUGAUGGUGUUUUUCACUUCCCUGAACAAUGAUUUGGCUAGAACAUAGACAAUGUCAUUCUUUAUUAAUAAAGGCUGGAAGUGACUCCUAAGAGAACUAACUGUUGGAAAUAUUUGUCACAAAAAAGUAAAAAUACUGGAAAUUUUCCCUGAUUCAUUUACAGAUUUUUUGUUAAAUCAAAUAUCUCACAAAGUUGUUCACAUUCCACAAAAAGAGAAAUAAAUCUGGAUAGACAACCCCCUCACCCAAGAUGACUGUGUUCCUGCUGAGUUUUUAGAGCAGCCAUCUGUGAUUUGUUUUUCAGAUUUUGAGCUGAACUUCACAGUAGAAAGAGCUGUAUGGGGUUUUACAAAAGCCUGCAUUCUGAGAAGGGCUAACUAGUCAUUUGGGUAUUUUUAAGAGCUGUUGAGAAAGAAACUGCUCCUCUAAAAUACACAAAGACUGACAAAAAUUAUUACUGAUUAGACACGUGAAAGAAUAGAGUAGCAAAUUGUUCUGCUGCUCCUCUGCACCCCAAGAAAGAAAAAACAUUUCCAGUUCUAAUUCCACCCGUGACGGGCAAGAAGCUCCAUGAGAUGGAGCCAGAAGCCAAAUCCACAUUUCCUGUGUCUUUGACAGCAGGGAGCUGAGCAGUUCUGGCAUUGCUGGCUGCCUGGUGAAUGUACCCCAUAAAAGAUCUGAGAGCAUGAAGAACCUUGAAAUUUUUUUCUCCAAUUUGGUUGCAGGGGAGACUUGCCAGAUGGGCUGGGAACUAGUUAUCUGAUAGAUUUGGUAUGAAUACCCACAACUGGAAAUGAGUUAAGAAAAUAGAUAAAAAUGAUAGGCUCAAUGAAUUGUUGUCUUGUGAAGAAGCACAAAUGUUUUAUUUUAUCUUAAAACUCUGUCCAGCUCUGUUUAUAACCAUGUGGUGGCAGCAGAACCCUUGCUUUGAUUUUUAGUCCUCAGUCAUUCAUUCUACUAGGAGGGAAAUGAAGAGCUAUAUUAGUGUAGGCUCCACUCUGCAUUUUUUUUUUCCUACAAACCCUAUUUGGAGGAGCAAAGAACCCAAAAGCUGUGAAGUGCUUCAUUAGUUUGAGAGCAGGAGUUUUCAGCAACAGCAGCAGAUGGGAUAUUACACAAGUAAUAGGUUUUGAAGGAUUCCUUCUCCUACCUGGACUGUUCUAAUGAGCUGACUGUUCUUUCAGGUGUUGAUUUUGGCUUGGCAUUAGAUGAGGUGUGAUAUAUCUGUACAUAUUCCAAAUUCAAGAGACAAGUAUGUGCAUGUGUCAUCUGCCUGUUUCUGGCCCAAGAUAGCCGAGGUAUUUUACAGAGAGGUGGAGUACUAGGUGGAGAGAGGAUGGGGUUUUUCUGAGCUCCUUGGGUGAGGGAUAUGGAGUUGGUGGCUCCAUAUCUAGCAUGGCUCUGUGGGUUUUUCUCAGAGAGGAUCUCCUGGAGCAACCUAUUUGGUCAUCUGUGAUGUCCAGUGCCUCAGACAGGUAAAGGAGGUCCUCUGGCAAUAAUGAUAAUGCUUAUAUUCGGGCGGAAGAAGAUCCCUGUGGGAAUACAAACGUCUCUAUCUGCAUUUUUCUAUCUAUAAUGGUUCCUUCCUUCUGAUCUGUGCUUAAGGUGCAGUUUAAGCGUCUUGUUUAUUCUCCUGUCUUGCCCUUUAGCUGAAUAGUUACAUAUGUCUGUAUACACGUAUGUGUGUGUAUGUAUGUGUUUGUGUGUGUUAACUAGCAGGGAGAAUUCUUUUUGUGCCUGUAGAAAAGGGGAAUUCAAUUAUUUCACAUGUUCACAUCCAGCCUCAGGUCCCUGCCCUCGAGAGCAGCUGCUGCUUGUGGCAGCAAAGUGACCUGUAAAGCAGCUCGUGUGAGAGAGGCCAGCUUCUUGUAACAGAGGCCUGUCUGCAGGUUUGCUGAAUUCUCUCUACAUCCUAAAUUUUAGGAAAUUUCCCAUACUUUCUUUAUUCAGAUUGACUUCUAGUAGAGCAAGGUCCAUGGAUAACUUUCUCUUCUAUUUUUCAGAUUAAGUUGUCAAAGUGAAAAAAAAAAAUUUCUGUAAACAGUGAUGGUCACUACUAUGGCUGCUUUGUUCCUAAAUUUUCUGCUCUCUGUCUCGGUGUGCAGCAAAGAGGAUAUCCUGAAGGAUGAGGCAAGUGGAUCCCAGACAGUAGGCUGGCAGGUCUUGUGGAGCUGUCUGGGCUGGGCAACCUGGAAUUUUCCAACCCUGCAGCAAAGGUUUUUUUUGUAGGCUGCCCUGGCUUGUGAGUGAAAUCAUGUGGCCAUUGUGAGGAUUUGUUUAAUUACUGUUAGGUAAACCAUGGAGAGUUGCUCCAUCUGUUAAUUCUUACAGAUAGAAUAAGUACAGUUCUACUUAACACCAGAAGAUUACAUCACUGGCGUGAGAUGAUUACUUUACGUGGGUAGGUAGUCAUGUAUUUGCUAUAGUUUACAGCUCACAGUUAGUAUAGGUUUUUUGUUCUUUUUUCAGAUCACUUCUUAGUAUGUUUACAUCUGUAUCUAGCUAUUGUAUAAUGCUUGAAAAUACUUUUUGCUUAGGGAGAUUCUAGCUACAGCCUGCAGAGGAGAUGGAUCAGUUCUAGUGUUUAUGUUCAAAUCAAAUUACAUCCCUGUUCUCACAGCGUUUGUAACUUUUACAAAUGCUUCUUGUUUUGCCUAACUCCCAGUGAUGAAAACAGAAUUCAGACUCUUGCCUUAUUGGGUCAAAUGAGAUUUCCCGCUUAACUUACAGGUACAGAACCAGAAUGAGAGUUAGGAUGUUGUCUCAUUUUUGGAAUUUCCAAAGCUUAAAAAGCAAUACCUUAAGAUACCUUCACAGGUUGAGUCAGAUCUCUCACCUCUAAGACUUUCCUCUUCCAACAAGGAAAAAAAAAAAAGAAAAUAGGAUCCUAAGGGAGCUUAGGACUUACGGGAUGUGGAUCUUUGUCAGGCUUGUCCUCAAGGCGGUCUGGAAGGAUGUUUGCUCAACACCUGUCUCAGCUCUAUUUUUGCCUGGAUGGUGAUGCUUGUCCUUAGGGCCCUCAAUGCACUAGCUUUGUUAAUCUAAAACAUGUAAAAUCCUCAUUGGCAGCACUUAUAGAUUAUGUGAGGACUGCUGAAUAAUGAUGAAAAGAGGGCAGUCCUGCACGCUUAUUGGAUCGCUGGGUAAACUGGGUGCAUUUUAAUGCAACUGAAAGUUAAUUAUGCACCCUGCACGUGAAACCAUGUGUGGUGCUUGCCACCUCUUGAAAAUGAGCAGUUACAAAAGAUUUGGAGGUCAUGAGGGAAAAAGCACGGUCACUAUGAGAAUACCAGCUCAGCCAAAGCCAACUCAACCGAGGAGAACUCAGCAUGAGCUCUGCUACAUCAUUGCAACUGAAAGGAACCAGUAUGAUCUUGGAAGGGAUGAACAGAAGUGUGCUGGAAGUGCAAAAAAUCUUUAUGUUUGUACAUAGGAUUACUCUCACGUCAUGCAUCUAUUUCUCAUAUCUUUGAAAGGAUGUGGAGCAGAGAGAGGAAAGAGUAACUGAAAUGAUUCCCAGUUUGGAAAAAAGUUCUUUUAGUAUGGGGCUUAGACCUCAGUCCCUUUGCUGUGACGUCCUUUGGCUUCUGAAACACCAGCUUUACUAAGACAACUUGAGGGAACAGGAGUUACAGAGGUUGGUGAGGGGUGGAUGCACAAUAUUAGGAGGGCAUUUGGAAGAGCAGAUUUUGAAUUCUUAAACACAGUGGGUGGUGGAGUGCAUCUGAUGGACUUCCUCUCACUUGGGGGAGUGUCUUAACCAGGCUAGGGCCUGGCUUAUGAUGCCCUGCUCUGGCAUAGGCUAUAUUUAAUCGCUUCCCAGAAAAUGGAAAUGCUCCUACAGAAGGGAGCAAAAGAACCCUUUAGCCCAGAAUAUGUUAUGGGUUAGGAACAUGCUCUUUAUGAAAGAGGGAGAUGUGGCAGCGACCACUCAGUCUUUGUGUUUAGCUUUGGGAACAUCUGCUGGGCCUCCCAGUUCAGCUGGGGUAAGAAGAGGGACACUGUGGGACAAGGUAGGUGUGAGGCAGAUGCUAAAUGAGAGCUGGUAGGGAGGCAUUUCUGAGUGUACCACCAAGCAAAACAGUUAAGUACUCAUGUAACUUUAUUACAGUUAUGUAGGCAAGCAGGGCCUUUGGGUGGUUAUGUGUUAGAAGAAAUAAAAAUGCUUCCCUACAUACCAGAGGCAUUGUGAAGUGUUCAGAUACUCUAAUGAUGAGGUCUAUAUAAGUCCCCAUGAGAGCAAAAUGGUUCUUUGAGAGCAAUGCUAAGAGCUAUCUCCUGGUUCCAGAGAAGAGUUAUAAGUAAUUAUAGACCAUUUAUUAUGGAGAAGUAAGGACACAGAUUCAUUUGCUAAGUACUAAACACGUCCAAUUAAUUCUGCACUCCUGAAUUAAUGAAAAAAAAAAGAUUGUACUGCCAUUUUAGUAAUUGAAUUUUCUGUUCCUUUGGGAACAGUACUUACUGAAGUGAGGGUUUACACUGUAUUACAGAGAGAUUUCUUGUUUUUCUCCAAGUUUGGCUGAGCCAACACAAAAGUCAGGCAAAAGUCACACUUUCCGCAGCUGUAAAAUAGCAUUUGCAAAGGUUUGUUUAAAAAAGGAAAUAAAAGAAACAUUUCUUAAUCUUGCCUUAAUUUUUUUAAAUGGACUUGUUUACAGUUACUUGGCUUGAGUGAAUUAACUGUGUUUACCUGCUGAAAAUGCAAGCUUUUGUCCUCAGGAGGAAUGCCAAAAUAUUUUUUGGUGGAAAUAACCGGGCAUCAGUCUGGGGUUCUGUUUGGGAGCUUGUGCUAAAUUAUCCAUGUUUUCACGUACUUGUUAGCUGAAAAUGGAUAAUUUCACUCUUGCUUAAUGGUUAUAUUUCACUCACCCUUUUCCAAGGAGAUACUGGAGCCAGUUAACCAUGGACAGGACAUUGAGUAGCUAUGAUAAGAUAGUCAUGGAAAUUUGAUUAGGAAAUUACCUCCUUCCUGUGCUAUUCUGCUCCCAGAAAAGAACUAUGCUGUUUGAGAAUGGAAAGGAUACUUUUGUAGCCCAUAAUUAUAUUCCUACAGUUAAUCAUUUUUCUUAGAGCUGUCAGUUUGGCCUCCUCAAAUGCACAGUUUGGAUUUUUUUUUUGAGUGUCAGAUGUAUCUUUAGACUUGUUUGCUUGUGGCUUUGAGUCAUAUGGCACAGGGGUUAAAAAUGGCAUCCUGCAACAACCCUGUGCGCAAAAGUUUGUUGUCAAUUAAAAUAAGAUUUUGCUGUUAGUGUUACUCUGAGAUUCUUCUAAAUUGGUUGGUUCCUGUGAGAAGCUUCAGGCUGCUUCCUUUGUUGGGGAAAUGUUUUGUAACCUUUGCUUUAUGUUUAAAAUAUAUGUAUAUGCGUGUAUUGGUAUUCAGAUAUGUAAUUUUAUACUUUGGUGCUUUAACAAAGAAAUACCUGUUCCAAAACCUUGUCUUCCAGUUACAAUAAUUACUUAAAAGAAAUCUCAUAGUCAAUCUAUGACUAGAGAUUAUCCAGUUUUACUCAGUGAAAAGGUAUUGCUCGAAGCUGGGUAAACUGAGAUAUUAAUCCAUUUGCUUCCAAAGAGACUUUCACUCUGGUUUGAGACUUUACCACCCAGUCCAGUUUCUUCCUGUGAAUGAAGAUGGGGAGAAUACAGCCUCAAAGAAAAAUAAUUUUGAUUUCUGAGCACUUUAAAGCAUAGACUGCUAUUUGUUUGUAGUGUUUAGCACUGUGGAUUCACUUGAAUAAUAAAAUUUCCUUAUCUUAAGAAGAAAGGUUCAA